Molecule: messenger RNA, 3623 nt
Organism: Exaiptasia diaphana
Lineage: Eukaryota; Metazoa; Cnidaria; Anthozoa; Actiniaria; Aiptasiidae
Product: tyrosine-protein phosphatase non-receptor type 13
Biological process (GO): protein dephosphorylation
Molecular function (GO): protein tyrosine phosphatase activity; protein binding
Source: RefSeq, a predicted model, not a curated record
GUGAUCGUAUUCUGGCUGUAAAUGGGAAUAGUCUAGAACAAGUCACACACGAGAAAGCAGUAUCUUUGCUAAAAACCACUUCAUCUACUGUAGAAUUGGUCGUCUCUCAAAGUCCUCACAAUGUCUCUGCUUUAGAUCUAUCUAAUAUCCCGGGUGCAUCAUCAACAAAUGAAGAACCUCAAACACUGGAAGUAAAACCUCUCAUCACCCCUCCCCAACAUGGUAAACGAUAUCACGUAGAAUCACCCUGGUCAUCAAACACCCAGUCACCCACUGAAUCACCGGCAUCUACUUUCAACUUUCCUUCUGAAGACGAACCUGUCACUAUGAUUUCCAAGUCUAUCUCCUCGUUGGCUGCCAAUCCACCAAGUUACGAAGAUAUUGAGUCACCUACAGCCAAACGUAAAGUGGACAAGCUUGAAGUGGAAGAGAGCGUACCAGAACCUGUAACCAUGACAACUGCACAUGCAUUAAACUCAGCUCCCAAUGACAUAACAGCACGAACCAAGUUCACCCCGCCAUUGGCUAAAACUAGACUAGACUCGCUGGAUUCUCACCAAUCAGAAAUGAGCAGUGAAUCAUACACUGCGGGGUCUGAGAGAUCAACAGAUCUGGACAUUUCGGACAAAAGUUUUAUUGUAGAGUUGGAGAAGGUUGAUGGUAGCCUGGGACUCAGUGUAACGGGUGGCAUCAAUACGACCGUCAAACACGGAGCUAUCUAUGUCAAGUCAUUAAUAUUGAACGGCCCUGCGGACCGGAAUGGUCGUGUGAGGGUUGGUGACCGUAUAUUGGAGGUCAAUGGUAUCAGCCUUAAGUCAGUGACUCAUAAACAAGCUGUGGAGAUCAUAAAACGAACACCUCAACACUGCAAAAUACUUAUUGAUCGGUCGAUACAUGUCAAUGUACCUACAUCAAUAAAAAAGACGAGGAACCCGACACCUGACGAGCCAUUUGUGGUCGAGUUGAGAAAAGGUAUUGGUGGAUUGGGUCUGAGUUUGGUGGGUGGACGAGAUGCAGACCCUCAGCAUGGAGGACUUCUUCGUAUCAAGAAGAUGUUCCCAGGUCAGCCUGCAGCCCUCAGUAACCAACUGCAACUAGGAGACAUCGUGUUAGAGGUCAACGGUAACAGUCUGGAAAAUGCUUCCCAUCAAGACGCUAUUAACAUGAUUCGUCAUGAGCCUUCAAUUGUACGAUUAUUAGUGAAACGCAGUCCUUCCUCUAUUCCAGCGGUAUUACUUAGUCGAGCAUCCUCAGAUGCUAGCGAUAUCGACCCUGUUCAAUUACUGAACGAUAUACAAAGCAAGCUGAGAACUGAUGCUGUGAAAUCACCACCACAGGGAUUGCAAACCAACGUGAUUUCGGAGUCCCGACCUACUUCAAAAUCAAUCAAUGAAAACAUUAUUUCGGAUGAAUUGCCGAGUCGGGAAGGUUUACCGGACCGCACUGAAGUAUGGGUAAAACAAGAGUCGUCUAGUUUCAUACCACGUGGUUUUGAGAACGAUAAGCCAUUAACACAUCAGUUAUCAGAUCCAUUGGCUAGGUUACCGAGGCAUAUCGAACACGAGCCAAUCACAACUUCUAACUCUUUACCAGGGAAAUUCGCCUUGAAAUCUCGUUACUUUGACAAAGUUCCUGAAGAAAAGACGGUUGAGAAAAAAGAAUCUGUUAGCUCGGUAACUAGUGACUUAGAGAAGAGAAACUCUGGUAAGAUAGUGAGUGAGUCAGAUCUGCCAUCAUUGGUAAAGAAUUUAAAGAGCCAAGAUAGUUUACACAGAACUAUGUCACCUCAGGCUCCUCUUGCUGAAUAUGAAGAGAGUGAUAUUGAUGAGGGAAUCAUGAUCAGUGUUGAUGAUGGUACUAUAAUGAACAUUAGCGAUGAUACUGAUCACGAUGAUGACAUUGAGAAAACAUUGAUUAACACUGAUCUGGAGUUAUCUUAUGACAAAGAUGAUUCUACUAAUAUUGACAAGACUGAUCUUCACUUUAGCGAUAGUGAAAAGGAGACUAUUACCACUUAUGAUAAUACAACAGACGUUAUGCUAACAGCAGCAGAUCAUAUUCAUACGAUAUCUAAUGACCGCAAUGAUGAUACUUUAGAAUCAGUUCCUCCAGUGACUGUCAAUUUGACUGAUAAUGAUGAUAACGGUUCUAUAGAUGACAAUUCAAACAGCGAUGAGGACAGCGAUGAGGACAUUGACUCAGUUUUGGAGCUUCUCGAUGCUGCUCACAGAGACUCCAAAGAUGAAACUGCGAAUUUGUUAGAAAAGCGACAGGAUGAUAAGAUUAUACUAGACAUACAAGAGCCAGAACAGGCACCACUUAAUCAUGCGGCUAUCAUGGAGAAGAAAAAUGUAUAUUCAACUGAAAGUGAACCAGAACUAAAACUAACUGAAACGUCUUUCAGUGAAACAUACGAAGAUAUUCCAGAUAAAUCGUUUAGUGUCGUUAAUGGUGAAGUUAGUGACAGCGAUGAAGAAAGCCAUCACAGUGAUGUCAAUCAAGAUAACCGUGAUGAGACUAUCAAUCACGAUUCUAAUCAGACAGAUAAGCCAAUACUGACUCCUAAAGAAGAAUUGUUGACCGUAGAGCUUGAAAAGCAAGAUUCAGGUGGUCUUGGCUUCACCUUGGCCGGAGGUGCCGAUACAAUGGGGGGCUGCUUUGUCAGGGACAUUAUCGGUGACCCGGCCAAAGCAGAUGGAAGAUUACAGAAAGGAGAUCAAAUUUUACAGGUGGAUGAUAUUGAUAUACGACAAAUGAAGCACAUGGCAGCAGUCAAUGUAUUGAGAGCUACUAAGAAGAACGUCAAACUGAUAGUUCUACGUAGACCUACCCUGGUUGUUAAUGAUGGUCGUUCACUAGAGACUGUCAAUCUCACUCGUACUAGUCGCGGUCGUAUUGGACUACUGCUUACUGAAGGCGAAGAGGGAAUUAUACUUGUUGAUGAUGUGGUUCCUGGUGAGCCUGCUGCCGUAGAGGGUAACCUAAAACAUGGCGAUAGGAUAGUGGAGAUUGCCGGUCGUAAAGUUGAUGGUAUCGGUUUCUUGGCCGCCAGGCAGUACCUUGACGCAUCACGUCCCGUAGUGCAGUUGCUAGUAGAAAGGAGGAACCAGGCUGCGUUCUCCAAGUACAGCAUGGGUGGAACCUCGCUGGAGCAAAGCUUUUCUUUAUCAGAGGACCUUACAGCUAAUCUUAGUCAGUCCGACGAAGACAAUUCCGAUCAGGAAUCGGAUAUCGUGCAGGAAACGGGUGAAGUAAUCAAAGUGGAACUAGAAAAAGGACCUCGUGGGUUUGGGUUUAGUCUUGCGCCUCCUUCGUCUGAAUCACAGACUCAGGGUAUAUUCAUCAAGACCAUAAGUCCAGGGAGUGUCGCCGAGAAAGAUGGGCGACUUCAAGUUGGCGACCAGUUACUAACGGUGAAUGAAGAAGAUGUCCGUGGUCUCAGCCAUGCUAGGGUAAUAGGCAUGCUACGUAAAGUUACUACAACUGUUACACUCGAAAUAAGAAGGCCUGGCGAUAGUGAAAGACCAAGUAAACAAACAACAAGCACUGCAUCUUUAAAGAAUGUCCGUAGUUCACCGCCACUCAAUGGUGUGGAUCUUGAUAUAACAUUAGAAGAUAAAAAG